AUGAACAUCAUCCUCUCCAGGGACAGCCAGCUGAGGGUGAUGGAGAACACAGUGGCCAACGCAGAGAAGUACUUCGGGCAGUUCUGCUCGCUGCUGGCCUCCUACACGCGCAAGACGGCCCGGCUGAGAGACAAGGCCGACCAGUUGGUCAAGCAGCUCAUCGACUUUGCCAACACUGAGACCCCUGAGCUGCGGGCCACUGUGAGGGACUUCGCUGAGGACCUAGCUAAAGUGCAGGAUUACCGGCAGGCUGAGGUGGAGAGGCUGGAGACCAAGGUCAUCAACCCCCUGAAGCUCUACGGGGCACAGAUAAAACAGACGCGGACUGAGAUUAAGAAACUCAAACGUGUCCAAAAUAAUGAGAUCAAACAACUGGAAAAGCUGGAGAAACUGAGGCAGAAGUCCCCCUCGGAUCGACAAAUGAUCUCCCAGGCAGAGACCAGCGUGCAGAGAGCCUCAGCGGAUGCCAGCCGCACUACCCGCCAGCUGGAGGAGACAGUGGACGCCUUCCAGAGGCAGAAGCUGCAGGACCUCCAGAAAAUUUUUUCUGAUUUUGUAACCAUCGAGAUGGUCUUCCAUGCCAAAGCGGUGGAGGUUUAUUCCAGCGCCUUCCAGACCCUGGAGAAUUAUGACCCGGAGAGGGACCUGCAGGAUUUUAGAGCCAAGAUGAAGGGAGUUUACGGGCGUCACACUGCUCAGCCGCUUGCGGAUAGCAACCCCCCUCCACCUGUCCCGUGGCCUCUGGCCAGCCAGAGUGCUCCAAGCGCCACACGGGAGCAGAGAACAGAUGAGGAAGUGAGUGGGGACAGCUCUGUGGAAGAAGCCCCCGUGGAGGACAUCAGGGGACAGGGGCUCCAUACGUAG
Messenger RNA from Otolemur garnettii (small-eared galago), 864 nucleotides. It is a transcript of the gene CIBAR2, whose product is annotated as family with sequence similarity 92 member B. NCBI's taxonomy places the organism in Eukaryota, Metazoa, Chordata, Mammalia, Primates, Galagidae. Gene Ontology annotation, cellular component: ciliary transition zone; ciliary basal body. The record is from RefSeq and is a predicted model, not a curated record. The coding region runs from base 1 to 864 and encodes 287 amino acids. The transcript is spliced from 9 exons. Gene Ontology annotation, biological process: cilium assembly.